CAUUAUUAACAAUGAGAAAUGUCUAAAUGACUUAUUAAACGCACACGAACGGAAAACUGGUGACUUCAAACGCGUGGCCUUGAUAUUAAACGACGAUUACCGACAGUGUACCGGAUCAUAUUUAAGGUUAUGCAAGUCGGUUAUACUAUCAUUUACUAAAAGGGAUUCUGUGUACAGUGACUUUAAUCAGAUUGUAAAAAAAUGGCAGGCACAAAUUUGGACAUUGAGAAGGUUAUCAUUAGCACUGGAAAUAUUUUAUCUUUGAACGACAUUACCAAAAAAUCCGGUCAAAAUCCAACUGAAGAGCUGGUGGAAGCCAUAAACAUUACUAUAAAGGAAUACCAGAAUGGUUCCCCACUAAAACCCAACCCUGAUCAUUUAAUGGUAAUCUCUAGACCCAACGAUGAUCUGUCUAUAAAAAUGGGCGAACAUGACAUUUCAGAUCUGAAAAUCGGACUUAAAAUCUUCGUUACCAACAAUAACCAGCAACUAACUGUUCAGGCAAUUGAAAAGGCAUUGAUAAUCUUGAAUGUCGCCAGUGUUGAUGACGUGAUAGUAUCGUUCAAGCGCGCAAACGACGUCACCAGAGAUGAUUUAGAUCAAAUUAAAACUGUUUGGACCAUUUUGGAGAACUACAUCAAAAACGAGAAAAUUAAGCACAUCGGUAUUGCAGAUGUGGAGGAGGCUACUUUCAGAGCUAUAUAUGACUGGGCCAACAUCAAACCCAGCAUCAUUCAGAUUAAUCUUGCCACUUGUUGCGUUGUACCUCCUUCAUUGCAGGCUUUUUGUAAGGAUAAAGAGGUGAAGCUUUUGACCCACAGUGAUCCAAGUGAUAUUCUCCCUGUGCCAUCAAUUGAAGGAAUCUUUGGAAAGCCAUUAGUUUUAAAAUGGGCCUUGAGAUUCUUGACUCAUAUUAAAUGCAGAGGAGUCUUAACAACAAAGGGUUACCUCCUAAAUUUGGACGUUGACUAAUGUUUUAACUGCGUCAAGAUUGUUUUUAUUGUUCAAUCAGUAUUGGGUACAUUUAUGUAUUUUUUUAACUAAGGUACAUUCCGAAGUGCUUUGUAAAUGAUAAUUCAUCAAAAUUGUUUUACACAUGUACAUAUUUAUAGUUUUACACGGAUUAUUUAUACAUCAGUUGGUGUUAGUGUUUAGAAAAUUUUAUAUUUAACACAAAUACACACUUAUUUAUACAUUAUUAA
This is a messenger RNA of Aethina tumida (small hive beetle), 1202 nucleotides long. It is a transcript of the gene Gclm, whose product is annotated as glutamate--cysteine ligase regulatory subunit. Bases 202 to 972 code for a protein of 256 amino acids. The transcript has 4 exons. The record is from RefSeq and is a predicted model, not a curated record. Gene Ontology annotation, molecular function: glutamate-cysteine ligase catalytic subunit binding; enzyme regulator activity. Gene Ontology annotation, cellular component: glutamate-cysteine ligase complex. Lineage: Eukaryota; Metazoa; Arthropoda; Insecta; Coleoptera; Nitidulidae. Gene Ontology annotation, biological process: glutathione biosynthetic process.